CCCAGCACACGUCGACAGCGAACACGAUGGCCACCACGGUCCCUUGCCAGUACAAGACCGGCCGCACGCUCGGACAGGGCACGUACGCCGUCGUCAAGGAGUGCGUCCACAUCAAGACGGGCAAGUACUAUGCGUGCAAGGUCAUCAACAAGCGCCUCAUGGCCGGCCGCGAGCACAUGAUCCGCAACGAGAUCAGCGUCCUCAAGGCCAUCUCGCAGGGCCACAAGAACAUCGUCACGCUCUGGGACUACUUCGAGACGCAGAACAACCUCUACCUCGUCACCGACCUGUGCCAGGGCGGCGAGCUGUUUGACCGCAUCUGCGCCAAGUCGUACUUCCUCGAGGAGGACGCGGCCAAGCUCGUGCGGACCGUCAUGGGCGCCGUCGACUACCUGCACUCGCACGGCAUCGUCCACCGCGACAUCAAGCCUGAGAACCUCCUGUACCGCUCCAAGGACGAGGAGUCGGACCUGCUCCUCGCAGACUUUGGCCUGUCCAAGGUCAUGGACGAUCAGCAGUUCUCGGCCCUGACGACAACGUGCGGCACUCCCGGCUACAUGGCGCCCGAGAUCUUCAAGAAGCUCGGUCACGGCAAGCCGGUCGACAUCUGGGCCAUGGGCGUCGUCACCUACUUCCUCCUGUGCGGCUACACGCCUUUCGACCGCGACAACCAGGUGGACGAGAUCCAGGCCAUCUGCAACGCCGACUUUGCGUUCGAGCCCGAGGAGUACUGGGUCGGCGUCAGCGACACGGCCCGCGACUUUAUCCGACGCUGCCUCGUCAUCGACCAGACGCAGCGCCUCACUGCGGCGCAGGCGCUCGCGCACCCGUGGCUCGCCCAGGGCGCCCCGUCGACCAACCAGCCGCAGCGGCCCGACCUGUUGCCGUCGCUGCGCAAGAACUUCAACGCCAAGGGCACGUGGCGGCGCGCCAUCAUGGGCGUGCGCGCCGCGAGCGCGCUCAAGCUCGGUGGCGAGCACCGCCGCGCGACACUCAUGGCCGGUGCGGGCGUCGGCGAGGAGGAGCAGGCGAGGGUGAGGGAGGAGGCGGAGCGGGCCAAGCGGGACGCCGAGGAGGAGGCGGCACACGUCGACGAGUCGGCGUCCGUCUACACCUACAACUGAGCGGCGUCGUCCUCCCCUUUCCUUUUCCUUUCCCUCCCUGCCUUUCUCUCCCUCUCUCUCGCGCUCGACCGUGCGCAUACUGCCACGCUGUACCACUAUACCGCCUCACGCAAUGUCCUUGUCCUCGUUC
Molecule: messenger RNA, 1254 nt
Organism: Rhodotorula graminis WP1
Lineage: Eukaryota; Fungi; Basidiomycota; Microbotryomycetes; Sporidiobolales; Sporidiobolaceae
Product: Ca2+ calmodulin-dependent protein kinase
Exons: 18
Coding region: 27-1124 (365 amino acids)
Biological process (GO): protein phosphorylation; cellular response to oxidative stress
Molecular function (GO): ATP binding; calcium/calmodulin-dependent protein kinase activity; calmodulin binding
Source: RefSeq, a predicted model, not a curated record